This is a messenger RNA of Closterium sp. Yama58-4, 1551 nucleotides long. Lineage: Eukaryota; Viridiplantae; Streptophyta; Zygnematophyceae; Desmidiales; Closteriaceae. The record is from the annotation of a GenBank genome assembly.
AUGAUUCAGCUGGGUCUAUUUGAGGAGGCUACCUGCCGCAUCCCGGUCGUCUCACCGCCAGCCCGCAUACGCGGGGUCGCUGUAAAUAUUAGGAUCCCCGCCUUCUCUCGUCUGCCGGCUUCGAGGCAGGUCAUACGGAGUGGUUCCGCGGCGAGGUCGCCGUUUGCGUGUCCACGGCAUGGGUCGUCCAGGAGUUGUUGCUGCACACGGAAGUUAACAGCCAGGGCCUUCCACCGUUCCAAGGAGGAGGCGGAGGCUAGCUUUGAGGAGAGCAAUAGUCUGUUGGACGCAGCACUCAGCCGCGAGGAGCAAGCUGACCUAUGCGACAGACCGUUGUCCGCCGUUCCCCUUGACCGAACCGAGGCCUCGCGUAGAGCAGGUGACAGCAGUCACAGACCUAUUGCCCGAUUUCCCGGCCACGCACAUACGCUGUUUCCUGCGUUCUUUCCUCUCUUCGUCACUCCCCAGCUUAGGCCAUCGGUAGCGGCAUCUGCAGUUUCCCCCAGGUCCGGAGGUACUGCCAGUGAUCAGGCCCCUCUAAACCAGUUGCAUUCGCUGCCUCUCGUGUCGGGAUUCAAGAGCAUCGAGCCGGGUGACCUAACGAGGAGGACUUCAGAAGAGGCGUGCUCGUCGCCGAAGCUGGUUCCGGGUAGUCCGGGUCCAGGCCUUUCCACGUGGACCGGGGCUGUGGGGCUUCUUACUGUAUUGACUGGUCAGCUAUCUGGGAACUUGUACCGGCUGAUUGGCGCCAGUGCGUCCCUCUCAACGUCCGCCACCAUCCGUCGCCCACUCGCGCCACCGUCGCCGCCCUCCGAGCUCAGGUUCAUGGACACUGUAGCUUCUCCCCCGGCGACAGUCACUGCGGCCGACAUUGGCGAUGCGGACCGGCUACAGGAGUGGUUGGAGGCGCGUUUGCCGGGCGGCAAGGCGGUGCUGGAGCGAUGGGGCAGGGAGCGGGGCACGAAGCGCGUGGCGAAUCUGUGGCAGGAGCUGGUGGACGGCGAGGUGUGCCUCGUGGAUUCGCGCCCGCCGCUGCGCAAGGUGAGCGUGGCGAGCGUGCACGUGCGGCACGCGCGCACGGGCAAGGUGCUGCUGGAGGCCCUGCAGGAGAUGGCGGACGGCACGGUGCGCUCCAGAAACCGUCCGCUGUCGGAGAAGAUGCGGCCCGCGGAGAACCCCCUGGACGCGUGCCGGCGCGGUAUUCUCGAGGAGCUGGGGGAGGACCUCGGGGCGAGCCACCGCGUGUCCGUGCUGGCGGACACGCUGCGGCGGCAGGUGGAGGAGCGCGAGUCGUUCUCGUACCCAGGGCUGCGGUCGCAGUACGAGAUUCACGUGGUGGAGGCCGUGGUGGAGGGCCUGCCGGAGACGAGCUUCUGUACCGUGGAGAACGAGGGGCAGGCACAGAGCAGCAGCAGCAGCAGCAGCAGCAGGUGCAUAAGUGCGCUGCUGUCAGCGGCGAGGGGCCGUGCAUGUGGACCGGCAGCGGGAGUGGUGAGGCGAGGCCCAGGCCGUGCGGGCGUGGGGCAGGAGCAGGUGCAGAGCAGGGGGUGA